Molecule: messenger RNA, 1190 nt
Organism: Monomorium pharaonis (pharaoh ant)
Lineage: Eukaryota; Metazoa; Arthropoda; Insecta; Hymenoptera; Formicidae
Gene: wal
Product: electron transfer flavoprotein subunit alpha, mitochondrial
Exons: 5
Coding region: 66-1067 (333 amino acids)
Cellular component (GO): mitochondrion
Molecular function (GO): electron transfer activity; flavin adenine dinucleotide binding
Source: RefSeq, a predicted model, not a curated record
UCAGUCGCGAUUGACGCGCUUCAACGUUGUAGGCGAGAGAAAAGGACAUAAAGUUCCGCACGACGAUGUUUUCCACCUGCGUCAGGACAUUACGGGCUACUAGCAAAUUUGGCUCGUUGGCACGUUACGAGUCUACUCUAGUCAUCGCAGAACACAACAAUGCAAAUCUGCUGCCACUUACCUGUAACACAUUGACAGCUGCCAAGAAGAUUGGCGGCGACAUCACCGUACUGGUGGCUGGUACAAAGUGUGAAGCUGUUGCACAAGAUGCAUGCAAAGCCAAAGGUGUAUCAAAAGUUCUCCUUGCGGACAGCGAUGCAUUUAAGGGAUUUACUGCGGAAUCAUUGACACCACUCAUAUUGAAGCUGUGUGGCGAGCACAAGUUUACACAUAUACUGGCUGGUGCAAGCGCAUUUGGCAAAGCAUUGCUCCCCAGGGUUGCCGCAAAAUUAGAUGUAUCGCCUGUAAGCGACAUUAUCGACAUAAAAGCUGCAGACACCUUCGUACGCACUAUAUAUGCUGGUAAUGCCAUUCAGACGCUCAAGUCUAAGGACAAUGUGAAGGUUGUAUCCGUGAGAGGCACCUCCUUCGACCUGCUGCCUCUGGAAGGUGGGGAUGCCAAAUGCGAGAGUGUUCCCACGGGUGAUUACACCGCGAAUCAAGUAGAAUUUAUCAAGCAAGAACUUAGCAAAUCCGACAGGCCGGAAUUGACAGCCGCUAAAGUUGUGAUUUCUGGCGGACGUGGUAUGAAAUCUGGAGAGAACUUCCAAUUACUGUAUACGUUGGCAGACAAGCUCAAUGCGGCGGUGGGAGCGUCUCGCGCCGCGGUUGACGCCGGCUUCGUGCCAAACGAUCUGCAAGUAGGGCAAACUGGAAAAAUUGUUGCACCUAAUUUGUACAUAGCAGUUGGAAUUUCGGGAGCAAUUCAGCAUCUUGCUGGUAUGAAGGAUUCUAAGACGAUCGUGGCUAUUAACAAGGAUCCAGAGGCUCCCAUUUUUCAAGUGGCAGAUUAUGGAUUAGUUGCAGACUUAUUUAAGGUCGUACCCGAGCUAACAGAAAAAUUGUAAAUUACAAACAAUUGUGUAAAAAACAUGUAUUUCAGAUAAUUAUUUUUGUUAUUACAUAUUGUAUUAUACAGGAAUAUACUAGAUUAAAAUUUUUAUGACAGUUUUAAUAAAAAUUAAUUAUUG